Molecule: messenger RNA, 735 nt
Organism: Penicillium salamii
Lineage: Eukaryota; Fungi; Ascomycota; Eurotiomycetes; Eurotiales; Aspergillaceae
Source: the annotation of a GenBank genome assembly
CUUCUUGACUCCCACAUGGAGCAGAUCACACUAUCCUCCAAUGCCAUUGCAGAUUUACCAUUUCCUCCCCCGCGCAUUUUUACCACCGCACUGUUAGGCUCUCAUGACAUCACAGCCUUAAUCCGAGAUACUGAAGCUCACGAACGAGCGCUGUUCCAAGUGGACCCUGCAGCCAAAGCUCAUGGACCCCAGAGACGUGCAACACGGCGCGGGACUAUGUUCCCCGCCGAGUCUGAGCCCGAGUCCAUGGCAAGCCGGAUAUAUUCAGCACGCAACAACCGCAAUCAAUCUGCAGUAGCCAGAGUUCUGGGCCACGACAUGAUGGAAGAGAUUAAGCGAUCCGCAGGCACUUCCACUCGAGGACCUCGCGGGGAGGUAAACAUUGAAGUCCUUCUCCGGGGUGCUGAGAUCUUGUGCGAUGUCUACCCUGUCGCUGGAGCACAGGAAAAAAUAACCAACCUUCGCUAUCGGCAUCAGAUGAUAUCUGAUUCUAUAGCACGCUUGGAAUCCAGAGUUGCCACAAACAGCGCAGAGCUUGAUCAAAUGAGGAGCUCUUACGGAGAUGAAGAGGAUGAAUUCCAGACUGCGCCGGUGGCACAGCCUGAUGCACCGGAAGUCACCGAUGAGGACAUUGAGCGUGAAAUGGCGGAGAUUCGAGAUCUAGAGCGGCGGAAGCGAGGCUUGCAGGAGAGGGUCACCGGCAUGGAACGAGAUCUUGGUGGGUUGGUUGGCUGA